AUGGAAUCUCCCUUCAAGCCAGAUAUACUGAAAGGAAAGGUUGCAUUGCUGACUGGUGGUGGAUCAGGUAUUGGAUAUGAGAUAGCAGCACAGCUGGGGAAACAUGGUGCCUCAGUUGCCAUCAUGGGCCGACGCAAGAACGUCCUCGACUCUGCUGUAUCUGUUCUUCGUUUUCUGGGUAUUCAGCUGAAGCAAGAGCUUCUUAAUGUGCUUAUUGCCUUUGUUGCUUAA
Messenger RNA from Ilex paraguariensis (yerba mate), 231 nucleotides. NCBI's taxonomy places the organism in Eukaryota, Viridiplantae, Streptophyta, Magnoliopsida, Aquifoliales, Aquifoliaceae. The record is from the annotation of a GenBank genome assembly.